Molecule: messenger RNA, 3596 nt
Organism: Caenorhabditis angaria
Lineage: Eukaryota; Metazoa; Nematoda; Chromadorea; Rhabditida; Rhabditidae
Source: the annotation of a GenBank genome assembly
AUGACCGGGUCUUCUCAAUUAUUGUUACUAUUUUCCAUUUUAUUUUCACUAAUUGUCAAUGGUUUCACUUGUCCGGGACAAGUUACCGAAAUAUGUUUAUGCUCCGAAUUGCACAAUGGAGUUGUGCUAGAUUGCUCGAAAACUGAUGGUUAUCAAACGAUGGAGGUUUUGCGAAAAAACCAAGCGCUUUUGGGUUUGAUUCAAUCGCUAACAUUGCAAGAAUCAAAACUUGCAACAAUUCCAAAAGAAUUCUUUUCGGGAUUAUUCAUCAAGAAACUGGAUUUGUCAAACAAUUUGAUGACUUCUAUUGAUGACAACGCUUUUGAUGGAAUGAACUCUGUUCUUCAAGAACUUGUCCUGAAUCAUAACAAACUACAAAGAGUGAGUUUAGUCUCAAAUGACCGGGCAACCCAGAAAUAAUCAUAUUCUAACAAGCUGAAGGUUUUGAGUUUUGUUUUUUUGGGCUCAUUGAGCAUUUCGGUAAGAUUUUCAUAGUCAAAACUAGUAUAUUCGGGUUAGAAAAUGGUAAUUUCUAGGUUUCCUAGAAAAAUUCAAAAGAAACUUUCCCCAAAAAAUUAUUUUUUGUAGAUUCCAUCAAAAGCUAUUGCUGGUCUCCCAAUGUUGCUCCGCUUGGAUAUCUCAAACAACACAAUUAAUGAAAUUCCAGAAGAAGAUGUUUUCCCAACCUUAACCAAGGUAACAUUUUUUGCCCUCUCUCAAACCAAUUAAUUACAUUUCCAUUUUACUCCAAAAAACAGUAACAGUUAGUCGUCAAUUAUCCCAAUUUGCAGAUUUACGAUGUCAACUUGGGAAGCAACAACAUUUCACAAAUUCACACAAGUACUUUUCAAAAUGUCAAGAACACUAUUCAGACAAUCAAUUUGGGACACAAUAAAUUGUCGGCGGUUCCAUCGUCAGGUCAGUCUCAACUUUUUUUAUUGGGUUCAAGUUCAACAUUUAUUGUUGUGUAUUUCAACACAAGAACAAUAAACGAAACAAUAAAAAUGUAUAGUUUUGUCUUGGCUUAGCAUGGAUUGAAUGCAUAAAUGACCCACAAAAAAACCAACAAAUAUAUUUUUGACCUGACCGGAAUUCAAUUGUUUUGUUGUUUAUUUUUCAUCGGAAGGGAAGGGAAGCGAAAACAUGGAUAAAUAAACAAUAAUUGUAAACAAAUAAACAACUAACUGGUUACAGCUAUCCGAGGUUUGAAGCAACUUCAAGCUCUACAUCUACACAAAAAUCAGAUAAAACAAUUGGAGGCGUUGAACUUUUUGAAUUUGCCAGUGCUCAAUUUAUUAAAUUUGGCUGGAAAUCAAAUUUCGGAUUUGAAUCGACAAGCAUUUUUGAAUGUUCCAAAUUUGAGAUAUCUUUAUCUAACAGAUAACAAGAUCAACAAGCUAAUGAGUCAUCAAUUUGCAUCAUUUGAACAAUUGGAAAUGCUUGAUUUGACGAACAAUCAAAUCAUUGAAGUUCCAAAUGAAUGUCUUUCUGGAUUAAAACAAAUGCGUCAAUUAUAUCUUGGAAAUAAUCAAAUCAAAUCCAUCGGUAAAAAUGCGUUCUCCAAUAGUUCAAUUGUUGUGUUAGUUUUAUCUGGCAACAAUUUGACCACAUUACCAGAAGGUGUUAUAACUGGACUCGCUAAUCUUCAACAAGUCUCGUUUAGGAAAAAUCAGGUGGGUCAAGUAUUUAUUAUUUACUGUAGGAACAAAAAAGGGAAACGGAUAAAAAACAACACCAAAAAUAAUAUAACCUUGAUCCGGUCUGACCUUAAGAUGGUUGAGAGGGAUUUAGUCACAUAAUUGUUUUGAAAAGAAGACGAAAAUUGUUUUGGGUUUGAAAGUUGGCUCUUACGCAUGAUUAAUGGCGAGGUCAAAAUAUCUAAUUCUUUAUGUUUUUUUAGAUUGCAAGUGUUCAUCAAAACGCAUUCUAUAACGCUCCAUCGCUUGUUAUGAUUGAUUUAGCGGAUAAUUAUUUGACCGAAAUUGCGCCAUCAACAUUUUUAGCCCAACUCAAUCUUUUAUUGAUUGAUUUGAGCUCAAACAAAUUGACAAAAACACCAUAUGCUGCUUUCAAUCGGCGUGUUGGAACUGUUCUUUUGAAAGGUAAUUGAUAUCUUGAAAGUAUUCGAAAAAAUUUGGAAAUUUAGAAAACCCGCUAGUCUGCACUGAAAAAAUUCACAUGCUCCAAGAUGGAACAGGAAUCAAUAUCGAAGAUAGUGAAGAUAUUAUUUGUGGUGGAAAACCUAAAACAACUACAACCACACAAAGCUCACUAGUUCAGGUAAAUCUUAUUUUUUCAAUGCUCUUUAUUUCACAUUAUGACUUUGUAGAUGCCAAAAAUGAUCCCAAGAAAACAUCACGAGCCAACACAAAUUCCAAAUGGAGCAUUCCAACAAGCCGGUUUGGUUAGACCAACUUCAAGAUCACACUCAAGAUUUGUGACUGAUAAAACGCAUGAUAUUCCAAGAAUUAUUAUGACAACACCUUCACCAAGACAUCAAGAAGAAGAACAAGCAAAUGUUGAAGAAGAAAAUAUUGAAGAAGAAUCUGGACCGGAAUUUGUGUUAGAUGAGACAACAAAAUCACAAGAGCAAGAAAUUCCAAAACCAUCAGUUCUUCCAGUGAGUUUUAAAUAUGAGCAAUAGUUUAUAUAACCUUUAAAAUUGGAUAUCAGUUCUCAAAAUCCUUCGUCAAAACAACGUAACCAUUCUAACUUUUAGAAAUAGAACUUACAGCUUUUUUUAUUAAUUUGAACAAAACGAGAUUAAUUGUCAUAUUUUCAGACCCGCGAAGAUCUAGCUGCAACUCCAAUCUCAACAACCCCAAAUCCACCAAGACGAUACACAGACAUUGCCGACAAUCCAAACAUUAUUCAUCCAUUCCCAGUUCCAUUUUUGAAACGUGGACCACACAUGAAUAAGGCAACUGCAGUUCGUGUAACUACCGAAGGUCCAGUGACAGAAGAAGUGCACACACUUCCACCAUCAAUUCUUAUUGAACCAGGAAGCACACCAAAGUGAGUUUAUCUUCAGUGUUACACAAGAUGUUGUUAACAAGAAAAAAAAGCUGAUUUUUCAUGAUCCAACUUUUAGAUUCAACACGUCGCAAGCUCCUGAUCAUACUCGUGUUAACACCGAACAUUUUGAAGAAUUCGCAUUGAGAUCAAAAAUUGAUAGAGAGGUAAGUUUCAGUUGACUUUAAAAAACAUGAACUUAAUUUUAAUUUUCAGGAAGAGUCAUCAACAACAGCUUCGGAUUCAUCACCACCAUCAAAAUCAAUGUUCCCAACAACAAUUGUUAUGAUUUGUGUUGGAACUGCGCUUAUUGUGAUGGUUGCUGUUAUUUUAGGAUUAUGUAUCAGCAAGCACAGGUAUUUUGAAAUGAAAAUUUUAAAGUCCAAAUAAAAUUCUCAAUAUGUUUCAGACAACUUCGAUUUGAAAACACUUAUUCUGACAGCAGUGUUGCACGAACAAAUGAGUAUGUUGCCGCUCAAGCACAUUUGAACUCGGUUUACAGUACUCAAAGAGUUGGAAGAUUUGAAGAUUCGCCCGCUUGGAUUUACAAUCCUGGUGCAAAUUAUUGCAAUUAUUACAAAUAG